AUGGCGCUCACGGUACCUAGCCCGCAGCCACGAUGGCUCGUCGACCUGAACAGCAACUCUCUCACCAAGCCCAAGAACACCAGUAUACCCGAUCCUCCCGGCUACACCGCGCCGACCACCACGAACGCUUCCAGAUCCAAAAAGUCCGUCUCGACACGAAAGGUCCCUACGCCAGAAGAGAUGGACAGCCUUAAGCUCAAAAAGGCAUGGGAACUCGCCAUCGCGCCAGCGAAACAACUUCCAAUGAACGCUAUCGGAAUGUACAUGACGGGCAACGGGCUACAGAUCUUCAGCAUCAUGAUGGUAUUCAUGCUGUUCAAAGGACCCAUUCAGGCGGUGCUGAACCUGCAAAACACAUUUGCCAGACUCGAGAGUCCGGGGAACAAGGAGCAGAUGAUCAUGGUGAAGUUGGCGUUCAUCGGGUGCAACCUGUUGGCCCUUGCGCUUGGUGUAUGGAAAGUGAAUGCGAUGGGACUGUUACCGACGACGAGAUCAGAUUGGCUGGCUUGGGAAGCUGCCCGAGAACCGGCGGAAAGAGCGUAUUUUGUCCCUUCAUAA
This is a messenger RNA of Cercospora beticola, 558 nucleotides long. RefSeq names its product chaperone EMC4 (gene EMC4). NCBI's taxonomy places the organism in Eukaryota, Fungi, Ascomycota, Dothideomycetes, Mycosphaerellales, Mycosphaerellaceae. Gene Ontology annotation, cellular component: EMC complex. Gene Ontology annotation, biological process: protein folding in endoplasmic reticulum. The record is from RefSeq and is a predicted model, not a curated record.